Molecule: messenger RNA, 3276 nt
Organism: Gregarina niphandrodes
Lineage: Eukaryota; Apicomplexa; Conoidasida; Eugregarinorida; Gregarinidae
Product: helicase
Exons: 3
Coding region: 1-3276 (1091 amino acids)
Biological process (GO): negative regulation of t-circle formation; regulation of double-strand break repair via homologous recombination; negative regulation of DNA recombination
Cellular component (GO): nucleus
Molecular function (GO): ATP binding; DNA binding; hydrolase activity, acting on acid anhydrides, in phosphorus-containing anhydrides
Source: RefSeq, a predicted model, not a curated record
AUGGCUAAGGGUUUAAAUGUGACUGAGUCACAGUUCACGAACUAUAUUUGGUUGUGUUGUAGUUUGGAUCAGGAGACGAAAAGUUUGGAGCGUCGACAGCAGAUAGCCGAGCGGGAAUUUAUUUCCUUCAAGCCGGAUGAGAGGCUUGAGAUCAAGUUCCCAUUUGAGCCUUAUGAAUGUCAAAAGACAUUUAUCAAGUCUUUAACUCAGGCUCUCCUAAAUAAAGAAAACGCUUUGUUGGAGUCCCCAACAGGGACCGGUAAGACAAUGUGUUUGCUAUCUACUGUGCUCGGUUUUCAAUACUACUGUCAGAAUGGUUUGUUACCAUUUGCUAGGGCGGCCAAGUCUUCUGUACCCGCAAAAGGCCAAGAGAAUGUUCCAAGAAAUGUAGACGAGGUCAUGUCAGCCAUAGAUGAGUUAGCUAGAACAAAUCCCGGCUUGGAUACGACUGGAUACGUCCCCAAGGGUGGGACGGAAGGAACCCCCAAGAAGCGCAAAAACAACCGGAUACGGCCCCAAGAUUAUCCGAGAGUUUGGUACGCCAGUAGGACACACGCUCAAAUCAAACAAGUUGUCGCCGAACUGAAAAAAGCGAAAGAACUAGGUACGAGCAACAUGCCAUUUGGUUUUCGUUUGACUAUUUUGGGUUCUCGAGACCACUACUGUGUUAAUCCAGAGUUGCAAGGUAAAACUGGUAAAGUAUUGGAGUCAAUGUGUAAGAAGAAGUCUGUUCAGCGAACGUGUAUGUGGCAUAACGGUUGCAAUGCUGCAUUAGACAGGAGUGAUAUUUUUUCUAAGGAGGUCUAUGAUAUGGAUGACUUGAAGAAAGUUGCCAUUCAUGGGACAGACCAUUUGCAACCCUUUUGUCCAUUUUAUGCCUCAAGAGAGGCACAACCAGAGUCAAGCAUCAUACUCCUUCCCUAUAACUACCUUGUGAGCAGCGGCAUGAGAGAGAGAUUAAAGAUCAAUGUCGAGAAUGACAUUGUCAUAAUUGAUGAGGGACACAAUAUAGAAGGUUCUUCCGAGGAUGAGAAUUCAUUCUCCUUUACAGAAUAUGACCUUCAAAAUGUAAUAUCUGCUAUUGAUAUCUCUGACACCCUACUAUCAUGCGCUCCAACUAAUAAUAACUCUGCUAAUGAACAUUUGACUGGAGAUGACGUACAUAGUCUUAUAGAUGAAGUUAAACCUUUAUUGUCUAGAUUAAUGAAUAUGAUUCGGCAGGCAAAAUUGGCUCAAAUACCGUUAACAGGACGAAUCAUGAGCGAAUAUUGCAAGCUAUGGCCGUUGAAAGACUUUAGAGAUCUUUUGCAAAAUGAGGUUGGACUUACCGAAGCUGCUAGCGCACGCGUGUCUAAUCUACUCCGAAAAUUACAACUUCAUUUGGAAUACUUUGAAAACAAUAGUCAAGACCGCUCCGUUGAUACUAAAAACUUUUUAAGCUGGGCCUGGACUGCCGGCAGUGUCUCCGGCUACGUAACGACUUUCUGGGAUGAUCUUGUCACCAAGGCAAUCGAGCGCUUCAGAGUCGGAAUUUUCAUGACAACCGUUAAGCGGACGUCCGUCGUACCGGCUAGGUCGAACGCCGACUCUGAAAGUGUAAUAACGACUCGGUCCUUAUGCUAUUGGUCAUUCGCUGCUCAUGUCGGACUUGAAGAAUUGUUCAGGAACUGCCAUUCGUUAAUUAUUACGAGCGGCACUCUUAAACCUCUGGAAGCAUUAUCUCUACAGCUUGGCAAUCUUACCUACAGAUUCGAACAUAAGCUCGAGAAUAAGCACGUCAUUGGUCCAGAUCAAUUGUAUGCAGGAAUUGUAGGAACUAGCUAUUCAAAUAUACCUUUAUGCCUCAGCUAUGAAAACCUUAGGAACAAUCCCAACAUUAUAAAGGACAUCGGGAACAUGAUUGUUGAUAUUAUUCAGUUAGCGCCGAGAGAAGGACACCUUGUGUUCUUUGCCAGUUAUUCUCAAUUGAACUCAUUUAUUGACACGUGGAGUCGAUCUCAGUUAUGGUACGAGAUGCAGAAGAAGACAAAUGUGUUCCGUGAGCCGCGUACUGCCCAGGAGGCCGCGGAGGAGAUCGAGCGUUAUUGUGCAGUGGUUAACUUAGCCAAUGGAGUGGACGUGCAGCUUUCUGCUCGUGCUCGCCGUGGAGUAAAUUCAAGCCAAGGCGGCAUAUUCUUCGGAGUUUGUCGUGGUCGAUUGAGCGAGGGGCUGUCCCUGAGCGACCACCUGGUGCGAUCGGUUAUCGUAGUCGGUAUUCCUUACCCGUCUUUGAGUGACGUGCGAAUUACCACCAAGCGCAACAUUUUCGACCGGCACCCCUACAAAAAGGAGGGAACGAUUAUCAACGGCUCCAACUGGUACGUAAAGCAAGCCUCCCAGGCCGUGAACCAGGCCAUCGGUCGCGUCAUCCGCCACAAAGGCGACUAUGGCGCGAUACUUUUGAUCGAUAGCCGAUAUCAAGAAAGGGUCACCGAACUUUCCUCCUGGGUCAUUGAGAACAUGAAGAUGCAUAACCGCGCCAGCUCACGGCCCUGGAGCACUGUAAAGGACGAACUCCGCACCUUCUUUAAUGCCAAGGGAGGCUACAGACUGCAAACUCGCAAAAUGGACGCAAAUGGUUCAACACACGAUUCAGCACAUGCGGCGAAGCAUGGCACAAGAAACAGGCUCAAGAAUCCGCUGCAGACAUCCACUCGCGCCGAGACUGCUGCCUCGUCACAGAAAGGACCGGUCAUUAAGCACAGGGACAAACUGGAUAAGCCAACCGCUACAGGGCCGAAGAACAUGCUGACCCUAACCGACUUGUUCAAACAAAGAGAAACCGUCAACGGUCCCGAUCGCAGCCAUGGUCCCGAUCGCAGCCAUGGUGCCGAUCGCAGCCAGAGUCUUAGCGUUGAUACAGGUGAAUUGAAAAGUAAAACACCAGCCUCCCGAAAGAACAAGUUCCCGACCAGAAAAGGAGUCAGCCAGGGAAAAGGGGACCACCUCGAAGAGUGCGCUAUUGGCGGCGACUCACCGCCGGUUUUAGCGGUUGCGACAGUUCCCAGAGAAGCAGUGACUUCCGCCCUGUCCAACCUCUUCGCUCUCCGCCGCCAGCCUGAAGCCGAACACCCAAACGGCGACGGUCAAGACCAGAACAAGUGUGACGACCAAAAUCAGCAAAGAGACCCACGCUCUGGAAGGUUUCAGCUGGGAAUCAAAGCGGCCAAUGAGGAAGCACUUGCCUCUCUAAUGAUGAAACUGAAAAACCGGUCUGCAACCGAAGAUGAAGCAUGA